This is a messenger RNA of Hibiscus syriacus, 564 nucleotides long. Its product is annotated as 3-hydroxyacyl-[acyl-carrier-protein] dehydratase FabZ-like. The record is from RefSeq and is a predicted model, not a curated record. The transcript is spliced from 3 exons. NCBI's taxonomy places the organism in Eukaryota, Viridiplantae, Streptophyta, Magnoliopsida, Malvales, Malvaceae. The coding region runs from base 73 to 564 and encodes 163 amino acids.
AGCGUUCUUCAGUUCCGACUUGCUUCAACUCGAAAUCUCUGCUGCUACCCGCUUCUCUGCAUCUCUGCACCAAUGGCAGUCGCUUCCAACUCGCUCGUGUCUUUCAUCCAAGGCUCAUUGAGUCAACGCGGAAGGCACUUCCGGCUUCUUCCUUCCCCUUCUCUUCCUUUGCCCGGAUCGUCCUCUCUGAAGCUCACUCGCCGCUCCAACUCACCCCUACUUGGCUCUUUAGAUGCAUCCAGCAGCACAGAUAAGGAGACCCCCAUUGAGACAAGGUUCCCAGCUUAUCGUAGUGUGAUGGACAUUAACAAAAUUAGAGAGGUAUUGCCACACAGGUUCCCCUUUUUGUUGGUGGAUAGAGUAAUAGAGUAUAAUCCAGGGGUAUCGGCUGUUGGUAUAAAGAAUGUGACCAUAAAUGAUAACUUCUUUCCUGGACACUUCCCUGAGAGGCCUAUAAUGCCCGGUGUUCUCAUGGUUGAGGUAUCUUCUUUUUCCCUGAAUGGUUGGGCAUUUAAUCACUUUGUUUAUCAUUUGAAUUUUGUCCAUUUUUAUUUUAGGAGCUGA